AUGGUCUGGCAGCAGCAGCAGCAGCAGCAGCAGCAGCUCCAGCAGCAGCAGCCACCGAGCAGCUGCAGCAGCGCCCCCACAGACCCUACCCAAGCCGGGGGCCCCCCAUCUGAAAGCCCCCCAGCUGGGGGCCCCCCCCCUGGGGGCCCCCCAGGUGGGGGGCCCCCAGAGGGGGGCCCCCCAGGUGGGGGGCCCCCAAGGGGGGGCCCCCCCUUUGGGGGCCCCUCGCUGGCGGACUCGGUGGAGGCCCUGUGGGCCCUUGAGCAGGGCCCAGCAUCUCUGAAGGAGGAGCUGUUCGGCUCUCCCGACCCCAGCAGCAGCAGCAGCAGCCGCAGCAGCAGCAGCAGCAGCAGCAGCAGCAGCAGCAGCAGCAGCAGCAGCAGCAGCAGCAGCAGCAGCAGCCAGGUGUGA
Eimeria necatrix is the source of this 411-nucleotide messenger RNA. RefSeq lists its product as hypothetical. The record is from RefSeq and is a predicted model, not a curated record. Bases 1 to 411 code for a protein of 136 amino acids. The transcript has a single exon. NCBI's taxonomy places the organism in Eukaryota, Apicomplexa, Conoidasida, Eucoccidiorida, Eimeriidae.